UGUAGUCAUUUUAUUAUGUUCAUUAUACAAUAUUUGGUAUUCAUACAUUACAUAAAAUACAUUUAAACAAAAAAACACAGGUAUGUUGUGUCCAAAUAUAGGAAAUCUGAGCCAAGGGUUUGUGCAUCAGUUAAAAAACAUAACACAUACACAUGAUGGUUAUCCCACAUUGUUACAUUUUCUAUUCCAAGACUUAGUCAUCAUAAAGGCACAGUUGUUGUGGCUAUAUAACAGACAAAUUCAACAAUUUUUGUAUUAAUGAGUUCAUCCUGAAUACACUGUGGGCAACAUAUUCCCCCAUUCUUCCCUCCAAAUAUAACAAUCAACAGAAUAGCCUUCUAAAUAUGCAGGUCACUGGUCAUGUCAGCAUGACCUCCCAGCUGAUGAGAGUUGCUGGAUCACUAGAAAAUUAGUAGCAAUAGGAAGGGGCCAGCAUCUCCAAUUACUUUGGUGAAUUUCUGAGGUCAGCAGCAAUAGGUACCAGGAACAGCUGUCCAAUGAAGCUGAUUAUAGAGCCACCAAAUGAUAUGCAAAUCACAGCUAUAGCUUGUUAGACUCUGUAGUUUAGUUUUGGUGCAGAUUGGGACCAACAGAUAAAAUAAUUUUAACUGGAGGAAGUUUCAGCUAGCCUCUUGCCAAACACAAAAACGUUUGCAAUAUUGAAUGUAGCAACAAUGGUAGAGUAGUAGCCUUGCCUGUUGCAGUAAAGAUAUAUAUCUGUAUAUGCAGAUUUCUGUAGAAAAUGGGGAUGCAGAUGUAGCAGAUCUUAACCUGUUUUUUCUUAACCCAUGUACAUUUCUGAUUUGCUUUUUCUAAUAUUAUAGCCUUUUGGAUUAAAAAGAAACUCCCAAAUUUGAGGGAGAAUUUUUAUUAAUGGAUACUAAGAAAAUUUGUUAGUCUCCAAUUUUGCAGUGGUCUGUUAAUAUAGAAAGCUGAAAUACUGUAUAAUAGGCUUAGGCCUAAUAAAAGGCCUGACCCCUUUAACAGAAUGUCACUGCACCAGGCUGUUCUAGCAUGGCAUCAAAACUUGACUACUGCAUCUUCAAAUGACUCUACUGAGCUCAGGACCACAAGGAUCUUCCAAAUCCAAUUAAUGAAAGGAAAAGCUCUUCCGGGGAGAAUUUAUAUUCUAAAAGUCUAAUAUAAUUAACUAUGCAUGGAUUGGAUUACUGCAUUCAGGGAGGGCACUGCAGAAAAAGAUGCAGAAUUGCUGAAACUAGAUGGCAAGAAAUGGUAGCAGAGCUUUUGAUAAUAAUUCAUAAGAACAACCAUACUGGGUCAGACCUGUAGUCCAUCUAGCCCAGUAUGCUGUCUUCCAGUAGUGGCUAAUGCCAGAUGCUUCAGAGGGAAUGAACAGAAUGGGCAAUCAUUGAGUGAUCCAUCCCAUCAUCCACCCCCAGCUUCUGGCAAUCAGAGAAGAGGGAUACACCACGGCAUGGAGUUGUACCUCUGACCAUUUGAGCAGAUAGCCAUUGAUGGACCUAUGCUCUUAUCUAUGAACCUAUGAACUUAUCUAAUUGCAUUUUGAACCCCGUUAUAGUUUUGGCCUUCAUAGGUUGACGCUAUUGUGUGAAGAAGUACUUCUGUUUGUUUUAAACCUGAUGCCUAUUAAUUUCAUUGGGUGCUCCUUGUUCUUGUGUUAUGUGACGGGGUAAAUAACACUUCCUUAUUCACUUUUUCCACACAAUUCACAAUUUUAUAGAUCUCUAUCAUAUCUUCUCUUCGUCAUCUCUUUUCCAAGCUGAAAAUUGAUAGAAAAUACCAUAUUGCAUAUAUACCACGUGUCAUCUAGGUACACCCCCAUUGUAUUUAUUCAGUGACAAACUCACUUGGGAGCAUACGGCUACCUGGUUAUCCAUACUCCAUUUUUUUCUAUUCCAUUCUUUCCCCCUCAGCAAAGGCAUGCGUUUCUCACUGAGGAGUGCAUGCACAUGCCAUGUGUGAAAUCUCAGUCACAUUUAAAUUAUUCCAGAGGAAAGAAGAAAAAAAAAAAAAGCACCCACCCACCCUUUUUUUUGAAACCCUGCAAAACAGUAAUUCAGCAUCAGCGAAAUGUUGUAGAAAAGAUGGAGGCCCAGGAGAAAUUUCAGGCACAAGAAAGUUUUUCUAUAGAAAGUUAUAAGGGCCUGUGAGGCAGGGCUGAGACUGAGGGAGCUGCCUCCUCCGCUGUAACUGCAGCUCUGCUGUAGAACCGCCACCUGUCCGUCCACUCUCCUUUCCCCUCCUGGGCCGUGUGCUGCAAUGGAGCCCGCUGUCUCUGUUUAAUCACCUUGCUGCGGUAUUUUUGGGACGGGGACCUCGGCGUUGGGCGUCGCCGUCUCCCGUUCCCUAAGCGCUCUGGUUUUUGACAUUUGAUUCUUGCAUGUCCCUCCAGGGCCUUUUCAACAGAACCCCCGUACAUUGGCCCCUCCUGGCUUUGCUGCCUGCUCCGCCGCCACCCUCUGUCCUCAGGCCCUGUCAGGUUCUCCCUCCUCUCCCGCCGCCCCAGUCGAUAUCGUCCCUCUCCAUCCCCAUUCUCUCCUUUCCCGCCCACGUCACCCUACUCCUCACCCCCUGCCCCACCCUCUGGGAUUCGCUGCUCCAGCGCAUGCACUCUGGUUGCCGUCCCCGCACGCACCGCCGGGGUGGGGACUGAGAGGCCGCCUGGCUUGGUCUCUGGCCGCUCGAUUUUCUCGCUGCUUGUGGUGUCGCCAUUUUCUACGGGAAGGUCGGGCUGGUGUCGCGGCGCAUGGCAGGAGGUACCAGCCAGUAUACGCUGCUUCUUGUCUAACCAGAUCAGUGAUCAGCUGCCGUGUGAUUCACCAAACUGAGCCAAGCUAACAAGACAAUGUCAUUGGCAUAUUCAGGAUCUUGGAGCAGAAUGUUCAGCUCAAUGCUACUGAUAGUUGUCUUCUCAAGCUUAUCCAUCAACCAGUCAGUGACAGUCUUGGACAAUAAUGGUGACAGAACAUGGCCUUACCGAACUCCUAUAGAGAUGGGACCCAUCUCUUGCUGCAAAGCUGAGCUCUAUGGAACCGAGGAAAGUUGAAGAACACCAGAUUGAUGUUUUUGAUUCUCUUCUUCAGUCAGCUGCUCCAUAUUGAGGAGCAGGAGAAGUUCAGAGAGGAAGACCAAUAAAUUCCAAAGCUUGUGUACCAAGGAAUGCUGCUACAUGGGCAGCGAGCACAUGAGCACCAAAAACUUUGGUGGAGUGACAAGAUUGUCAGUGAUGGGCUUGUGACCCAGGAGUCUCUCUCUUAGUGCCAGCUGGCAACGGGCACAACUGUAUUGGGUUACAGGAAUCUCCUGAGUCAGCAUGGCAAGAAAAUCCUCCAAAUAUUAAUGAUUGAUGUGUUGAAUUGGAGAGAGUUCACCUCUCAGUGACUUCAUAAAUAUCUGCUUCAAUUACCUUUGAAUAUUGAAGCAUGUUUGUUCCAAGGUCUCUUAAAGUGAAGAGGAAUGCUGAUGAUGACCUAAACUGUACAGCAAAAAUAAAAAAGUUGUCUUCUGGAGAACCCUCAUUAGUGGAGGCCACAGACUUCAGAGAUGUCAAGCCAGCUAUAAAAGACGCUUCUGCUUCAGGAUGUAAUUUAUAUAAAGCAGUACAAGAAUGUACAGAGCGACACACUUUUCCAGAUUCAGACUUCCCCUUCGCUGAUGAAUCUUUGGGAAGUGACAACCAAAAUGUUGAAGACAGCUCCUCUGUAGACGAACCCAUUAAAUCUUUCAGCAAAUCCCAGCGCUGGGCAGAACCUGGAGAACCUAUAUGUGUUGUUUGUGGUCGUUAUGGUGAAUAUAUUUGUGAUAAAACAGAUGAAGAUGUUUGUAGUUUAGAAUGUAAAGCCAAACAUCUUUUACAAGCUAAAGAAAAGGAAGAAGGGUUAAACUCUGACAGUCUUGUGAAAGUAGAAUCAAAACCAGAAACUCUUUUGCCUGUCACGGUUUAUACUUAUAAAGAACAUUCCUUUAUUUUAAGCCUGCAAGAUGACCAGAUCAAGAACCUUAAAUUACAGUUAGGUAUUGUUGUCCAGGGCGAAGGAGUUACAAGACCUAUUAUAGAGUUUGAACACUGUGGUUUUCCUGAAACUUUAAACUAUAAUUUAAAGAAUUCAGGCUAUGAAGUUCCAACCCCUAUCCAGAUGCAGAUGAUUCCUGUUGGACUUUUGGGAAGGGAUAUCGUGGCCAGUGCAGACACAGGCUCAGGAAAAACUGCAGCCUUCCUGCUUCCAGUUAUUAUUAAAGCCUUAGAAGAGACUAAAACUCCGUCUGCACUUAUUCUGACACCAACGAGAGAGUUAGCCAUUCAGAUAGAGAGACAAGCUAAAGAGCUGAUGAUUGGUCUGCCAAACAUGAGAACAGUUCUUCUUGUAGGAGGUUUACCACUGCCACCCCAACUUCAUCGUCUAAAACAAACUGUUAAGGUUAUAAUAGCAACACCCGGAAGACUAUUAGAUAUUUUAAAACAAAGCUCUGUUCAGCUCCAUGGUAUUAAAAUCGUAGUUGUGGAUGAAGCUGAUACCAUGUUAAAGAUGGGCUUCCAGCAACAAGUGCUGGAUAUUUUGGAAAACACCUCCAGUGAUCGUCAGACCAUAUUGGUUUCAGCCACAAUACCAGUUGGCAUUGAGCAGCUGGCAAAUCAACUUCUGCAGAAUCCUGUGAGAAUAACCAUUGGAGAAAAGAAUCUGCCAUGUUCCAAUGUUCGCCAGAUUAUCUUGUGGGUAGAAGAACCAUCUAAAAAGAAAAAACUAUUUGAAAUAUUAAAUGAUAAGAAACUCUUCAAACCUCCAGUAUUGGUAUUUGUGGACUGCAAGCUUGGAGCAGAUCUUCUGAGUGAUGCUGUUCAUAAAAUCACAGGAUUACAAUGCAUAUCGAUGCAUUCUGAUAAAUCACAAACUGAAAGAACAAAUAUAUUGCAGGGAUUAUUUCAGGAAAAAUAUGAAGUCGUAGUAAGCACUGGAGUCCUUGGGCGAGGACUUGACCUUGUCAAUGUCAAACUGGUAGUAAAUUUUGAUAUGCCCUCAAGCAUGGACGAAUACGUACAUCAGGUUGGAAGAGCAGGAAGGCUGGGUCACAGUGGAACUGCAAUUACUUUUAUCAAUAACAACAGCAAGAAGCUUUUUUGGGAUGUUGUAAAGAGAGUAAAACCAACAGGCACGAUUCUUCCUCCACAGUUGCUAAACUCCCCUUAUCUUCAUGACCAAAAGAGAAAAGAACAACAGAAAGUUAAACAAUCACAGAACAGUCUUGUAACAGUCUUGGAUGAAGACCCAGCACAUGUUCAUUUUAAGAACACUUCCACUGCAGAUCUGACAAAACGCAAAGAAGGUACCAAUGUGAGAUUUCUAAAGAUAGCUACAGCACUCGACCCAAGGUUUAAGUAUCUGAAGUGCCUUCCAAAAUCUGAGAGGGACGGGGUGUGGAGCAUGCUUUCAGAAGUCUUAAAAGAGCAACACUCAGAUGCAGAAACUACCGAACCUCAACCACCAUAAAAGAAAACCUUCUGCUGGUAGCAUCUAACUCAGAGGAUGAAAAUGAACAUGCGUUGGUCCACACUGCUUUGGAUUGUUAUCGAGCAGAACCAGUCAUCAGCAUGGACAUAUGUCCCCUGGAAUGGUGGUUGAAGCAUGAAGGGACAUAUGAAUCUUUAGCGCAUCUGGCACGUAAAUAUCUUGUGACGCAAGCUACAAUAGUGUCCGGAGAAUGCCUGUUCUCACUUCCAGGUGACAUUGUAAACAAGAAGUGGGAGGCAUUUUCUCCUGCAAAUGUAAACCAACUUGUUUGUCUGAGUGAUUGGCUGAACAAGAAGUAGGACUGAGUGGACUUGCAGGCUCUUAAGUUUUACAUUGUUUUAUUUUUGAAUGCAUUUUUUUGUACAUAAUUCUACAUUUGUAAGUUUAACGUUCAUGAUAAAGAGAUUGCAUUACAGUACUUGUAUUAGUUUAAUUGAAAAAUACUAUAUGUUUUGGUUUUUUACAGUGCAAAUACUUGUAAUCAAAAAUAAAUACAAAGUGUACACUG
Chelonia mydas (Green sea turtle) is the source of this 5997-nucleotide messenger RNA. It is a transcript of the gene DDX59, whose product is annotated as DEAD-box helicase 59. Bases 3405 to 5468 code for a protein of 687 amino acids. Gene Ontology annotation, molecular function: nucleic acid binding; RNA helicase activity; ATP binding. NCBI's taxonomy places the organism in Eukaryota, Metazoa, Chordata, Testudines, Cheloniidae. The record is from RefSeq and is a predicted model, not a curated record. The transcript has 11 exons.